CUCCGUCACUGUCAAAGGCGCAGAUUCACUUUUAGAUGACGAUGCAGUCUCUGAGACUCAGAGCAUCUCCCCUCGUCUCCUUCACACUAUCGUCUCCGAAGCACCGGAAAUCCACUCUUCCUUUUCUCUUCAAACCCUACUGUCAGUCCUCUACUCCUUCCGUAUCUAAAUCUCUUAAGAUGUCGACCGUUGCUUCUCCAUCGACGGUGAUCGAACACGUGGUGCUCUUCAAGGUCAAGGACAACACGGAGCCUUCGAAGGUUAACGCCAUGGUUACAGGUCUCAACGGCCUGAUUUCGCUUGAUCAGGUGCUCCACCUCACCGCCGGUCCUCUCUUUCGUACCCGAUCCCCGCUUUCCAACUUUACUCACAUGCUUCACAGUCGUUACUCCUCCAAAGAUGACCUCUCCGCCUAUUCUGCUCAUCCAAGCCAUCUUGGUGUCGUUAGGGAGAAUGUGUUCCCGAUAUGCGAUGACAUCAUGGCCGUCGAUUGGGUGGCGCCGGGUUUCGAGGGCCCUCUGGUCCCUUCGGCGGGGUCUGCCGUGCGCGUGAGUUUUUUGAAAUUGAAGGAGAAUGUUGCAGAGGAAGGGAAGAACGAGUUGUUGGGGGUUAUUAAGGGGAUUAAGGAGAGUUUUGGGGGUAUUGAUCAGAUAACUUGUGGUGAGAACUUCUCGCCGGCGAGAGCCAAGGGGUUUUCGAUUGCUUCGCUCGCCGUUUUCCCUGGAUUGAGCGAAAUGGAGGCCGCCGAUUCCAAGGAAGAGCUGGUGAAUUUGCAUAAAGAAAAAGUUAGGGAUUAUUUGGAGGGCGUGAUUGUGGUUGAUUACGUGGUUCCAUCCACACAGCCUGCCAGUCUUUGACUAUGAUCAAGCUCUCUUGAGCUAUGGUGAGUGUUUUCUGCUUUUCCUUUUUGAAUUAUUGUUGUGAGCUUAAUCAUCGUCAAGGUUCGUGCUUUGUGUACUAUGAGUGAUGAAAGCUAUGAAAGACACAAUUUAUCAAUUGAAUUAAAGCUGCAUUUGAACGAUCUCUCCAGUGCUGAUUGCUGCUUGUUGGUCUUGAUUUGGCUUUCAGGCAGCUCAUUUUCUUUAUAUCAUCGUUUAAUUUUCUUCAAAUCUUUACUGUUUUUGGGUAUC
Messenger RNA from Tripterygium wilfordii, 1130 nucleotides. RefSeq names its product stress-response A/B barrel domain-containing protein UP3-like. NCBI's taxonomy places the organism in Eukaryota, Viridiplantae, Streptophyta, Magnoliopsida, Celastrales, Celastraceae. Bases 36 to 857 code for a protein of 273 amino acids. The record is from RefSeq and is a predicted model, not a curated record. The transcript has a single exon.